CUGAAGUGAGGCUGACUAUGUCCACACGGGCUGCUUUCCUGCUGCUCUGGGGCCUCGCCCUGGGCAGAGUGACGGAGGAGGCAGUCCUAAUUGACACAAGGGCCAACCUAUGGGCAGAGGCUGAGUCCCUGCUGAAACCUGGGGCCAUUGUGACACUGACAUGCCAGAGCGUCCUGAGGACACAGGAGUUCCAGCUGUUCAAGGAUGGGGUGCCCCAGGAGCCAGUGCGCCUGGACUCACCUGCCUUUGAGCACCGGUUCCUACUAGGAGCAGUAAUCAAUGACACCCGGGGCCUCUACCGAUGCCGCUACAGCACAGAUGGCGGGUGGAUGGGGCUCAGCAACCUGGUGGAGUUGACUGGAACAGAGCCCCUGCCCCCACCCUUGCUCUCAACCGAGACGGUCUCCUGGAUCACAAUGGGCCUGAACACGACACUGCUCUGCCUUGGGGGGCUUCGGGGUGUAACCUUCCUGCUGAGGCGGGAAGGCGAUGACCAGUUUCUGGAGGUGGCUGAGGCCCCAAAGGCUAUGCAGGCAACCUUCUCAGUCCACCGGGCUGGCAACUACAGCUGCAGCUACCGGAUCCAUGCAGCAGGUGCCCUCUCUGAACCCAGUGCCACUGUGACCAUAGAGGAGCUGGCCAGGCUGCCACCACCCACGCUGACUCUCGAAAGGGAGUCCUCUGAGGUCCUGCGCCCGGGCUCGCCCGCAACCCUCACCUGUGUGGCGCCCCUGAGCGGUGUGGACUUCCAGCUGCGGCGGGGUGAGGAGGUGCUGCAGGUACUCAUGUCCAGUACCAGCCCAGACCGUAUCUUCUUCCACCUGGACAAGCUGGCCCUGGGGGAUAGCCAUGUCUACACCUGUCGCUACCGGCUGCAUGGUGAGCUAAUGCCCUGGUCCUUGGACAGCGCGCCGGCUGAGCUGGUUCUGAGUGACGGGACGCUCCCAGCGCCGGAGCUAUCGGCUGAGCCCGCGGUUCUGAGCCCCAAGCCCGGCACGCUGGUGCAGCUGCAGUGCUGGGCACCCCGCACCGGCGUGCGCUUCGCCCUGGUGCGCGAGAAUGCGGGCAGGCGCCUGGUGCACAGUCUCUUGAGCCCCGCGGGGACCAAGGCCCACUUUGAGCUGCACGAUGUCUCUGUGGUCGACUCCGCCAACUACAGCUGCAUCUACACAGACACGGCGCCGCCCUUCGCGGGCUCCGCGCCCAGCGCCCGCGUGGAGCUGCGCGUGGACGGACCGUUGCCCAAGCCGCAGCUCCGGCCCCUGUGGAGGGGGGCCGUGACUCCGGGCCGCGAUGCUGUCCUGCGCUGCGAGGGAGAGGUGCCCGACGUCACCUUCGAGCUGCUGCGGGUGGGUGAAGGGGAGCCUUCCACAAGGCAGUGGGCUGCCCAGCCCUCCGCUGACCUUGUGCUGACCUACGUGGGCCCCCAACACACCGGCAGCUACAGCUGCCGCUACCGCUCCUACUGGCCCAACCCUUUCCAGUCUGAGCUCAGCGAUCCGGUGGAGCUCCAAGUGGCAGGAAGCUGAUCCCAGUUGCAGACUGUGUCCUUGGGAAGUCCUUUCUCCAGUCUGACUCUGAUCCCUCUUGCUGCAGCUGGAAGCUGGACUCUCCCUGGUGGGAGAAGUGGAUGGCUCUCCUUCAUUCAUCCCAGGAAUUAAUAAAUGUGAAGACAGACAUUAAA
This is a messenger RNA of Camelus dromedarius (Arabian camel), 1684 nucleotides long. It is a transcript of the gene A1BG, whose product is annotated as alpha-1-B glycoprotein. Gene Ontology annotation, cellular component: plasma membrane. The coding region runs from base 18 to 1529 and encodes 503 amino acids. The record is from RefSeq and is a predicted model, not a curated record. Lineage: Eukaryota; Metazoa; Chordata; Mammalia; Artiodactyla; Camelidae. The transcript has 8 exons.